AUGUCUGCCGAAACUCAGCGAAUUCAAGCUCGGUUUCGCUACAGGGGUCACAGAUACAACUGUGACUUCCGCCCCGGCGACAACAGCGUCGCCUUGCUUGCUCGCCUGAACGCAAUCAGAGAUUUUCUUCGCGUCCAACCUGAAAUCCAGAGUGAGGUCUUCUCCGUACCCGACUUUGAGUUUCUCUGGCAUGCAGCUUUAAUUUCCGUCAAAGAUUAUCCCACCUCAAAUGGUGUGAUUAAUAUAGAGAGUCAAAGGAUCAAGGCACCUGCUUUUCCUGCCGGGAACUUUCGAUGGCACCGCUCCAACAUUCCACGCUACCAGUACUUCGCUGAAGUGUUCCUAUUCCUCCGACGUCGUUACUCUCUCAUCACAGUCCCUAACGUAGCAGAAGCACGACAGAUCCUCUCCCAACCAUGUGACCUUCACUGGAAAAUGUGUGAAUAUGCCGCUCAUCCUUGGUUCUCCUUGGUUUUGGGGCCACGCCUAGAUUUCUUCGCGCAGACUGUCGAACUGUUGCAGCAAACAUCUUGUUUCCAACAACAAGCCUGGUCGACGGAUGCCUUCCAUGAUCUAUGGCAAACGAUUCAAGAGAUCUCAGGUACCCAUGCAAACCAGAUCACACUACUGCGCCGCUAUCAAGACCAACGGUGGCGACGAACAAUUCCAGCACAUCUACUCAUCGUCACAGCAGAACUACUGCAUUACUUGGCUACUCGACCUGUGAUGCCCCUAGACAAAUUUUUACAUUGUUUCGAUGUUUGUAUGCAAUACCCUGCAGAGCAAUGGGAUUUCUGGUGCCGAUCUUCAGCAGAACGUCUUGCAGUCCUAGCAACAGCAGCUGCUACCACCGCUUCAGAACCGACAUUCUAUUCCACAGAUGUACAACCAGCCGCAAAUUCCACUGCUCGCUCUCGGCGCCUGGCAAAAUCUGCUCAAAAGUGGCCUUCAGCUAUUCCAGCUUCCAUACUCCUGGCGCAUGCAAAGGAAUACCAUGAACAGUUUCAUCAGUGUUUACAACCACCCCGCCUCUGCGGCAUCUGCGCGUGCCCAAUCUGGGACAUGACCUUCGAACUGCUGGACUUCCGCGCCCCACCAUGCGACCUUGCUCAGCUGCAUCCCCUACUUUCUGGAACUCUUUUCCUCAAAGAAUUUGCCAACUAUGCCACUCUCGAUGUACCACCAGCUUUCCGUGGCCUAACACUCCAACGACUACAAGAAUUCUUCGUACCUGACGUUUGGCUCCUGCACCUUGCACCAGAUGCUCAAGAAACAUGGAAAAUCGCAACAUUCGAUCCAACUGCCUCAUUGCAGUGCCUGGCAUGUGUCCCGUGUGCUCGGUCUUUCCGCAAAGCGUCGCCCACCUUGCCUCCAUCUGCAUUAGCCAACAACAAUCUCUGUCUACCAGCACCAGAGGAACUCCAGUCAUUGUCCUUUGGGGAACAACUUUUCAUUGCACGAGGGUUUGCUGCCCGUCGGCUCCGCACAUUGACUCCUUCUGGUGACCCAGAAGCACGCCAACAAGGCAUGCUUGGCACUACCAGUGCCAUCGCAUUCCCGCAGAAUGCCGCUACAAUUUUUUCACAACUUCCAGUCUCUGCAGCGCAGGUCUCUGACUACCUGAGUGUCUUCUUCACAGAUGCAUUGCAAAGCAACUUGCAUUUCUCCAAGGAGUUCGUCGUGAGACGCAGCGCAGUCCAUCGCGCUCUGCUCUGGCUCACGCAACACAACCCUUACUAUGCUGACAUCACCAUUGACAUGUCAUCCUUGCAAGACCUUCCUGCUAACGGUGUGCCACCAGCCUGGGCUGCUCUUGCUCAAGUCAGCCACGAAUCUUUGACCAGGGAAUUUGGUCCAGUUGACGCAUCUACUGCUGGUGGAACAGAUUCCGCAAUUCAUGCUGCUGUUCUUGACCCUGGCGUCGACCACACAGACCCUUUGCAACUUUGGAAUACUGCUCUGCUAGCUUGCGAGCGCUACGAGCGUCAUGCCACCUCCAAUGCUGUUUCUGCCACUGCUGAUGUUCACGUAGUACAAUACGCUCUUCGAUCCCUGGCCUCCAGCAGCAACCAUCGCUCUUUCGAACAGGAUCUCAUCCAUCAGACCCGGCCCGCCCAAAGCAAAGAAAAGCUCUAUGUCGUUGUCCCCCAUGCCGACGAACCGCUUAACAGUUACGACCCUUUCUUCUGGACGGCAUGUUUCCCACUGCAAUUCCCAUACGGAGAUGGUAUUGAUGGCCAACCACGUCGAACAUAUCUCUCUGAUCAUGACUGGGGAAAACUUUUGCUCCUACGACGUGAUCGGCCCCUUCAGCUUCAUCCGAGAAAAGAUUUGGAUUUCAUUUCUGUUCUCUUUUCUGUGCUGCAUAGACGCCGUCUCCUUCGCGCAGUUCGCAUACGAGUCCAAGCCCCACAUUUCCGAGAGCAACUCCCUUCCUUUGUCAACCUUCAAGCUACUGACUGGACGCAAGUAGCAAGCACUGUCGGAGAGCAUGGCUCCAUCCCUGAUGCAUUGCGCUCUCAUGACAUUCCAAAUGCCAUGAAAGCCAUCCUUCGGUGCUUGCAAGCAGUGCAAGGACAAAUUCCCUGCACGGACGCAGCUCGACGCAUGAUGCGUGGUGAACUGACUUCUCUCAUCACUUAUUUUGGUUGUCCUUCACUAUUUGUUACGUUCAAUCCUGCUGACGUCUUGCAUCCCUUUACCUGGCGACGUGGUUUGACAACACCUACCACACCAUUACCACAGGUGCAACUUGAUCAGCAUCUUUUGUGUGCCCUCCGUGACGCCAAUCUGUGGCGAAUGGUCGCGCUUGAUCCGACGGCAGCAGUCGAAGCUUUCCAUCUACAUGUCAACACUUUCCUCUCCACGUUAUUGAAAGUGGUUCCAUCCGCCCAGCAGCUUCCAACAGAUGGCAUUGCUUCCAUUGACGGGCAAGGCAUCUUCGGUCCACUUAGCGCAGCUUUUGGUGUAAUCGAACCACAGCAAAGAGGCAGCCUACAUAUUCAUUUCCUCUUGUUCUGUUACGGCUUCCAGGACCCCCAUGUCUUAGUGCAAAACUUUGCUGCGCAACUCCCUCUUCUAGAAGAGCGACUUUGGGCAUGGAUCAACUCCAUCGUCGUCACAUCCUUCGAAGCCAUCCCCCCUAUGUUUGACUUGCCACGCUCAACGUUGGAAAACUUACGGCCCUUGCCAUAUUCCGAUGCACAGAUGAAGCUCAUGCAUCCACACUACCGGCCACACCUCGUCGCUGCCAGCGAUCAUUGGUUUGCGGCUGACCCCAACAAUUUCCUGUAUGCCCAUGAUUUCAUCGACUGCCCAUUUGCUCUCGACAUGCCUGUGCAAAAGCCUUUUGUCCCUGGUGCUUGGACUACCUUGCAACCACAAUCGCCCCACUGCACACAGACACUGCAUCCAUGCUCCUCUACGAUCUACGUGCUUCUGUGCUUUACAGCGGUCUUCUUCACUGCUGCCAACCAAAGACGUGUUACAAGGGCAAAAUUGGAAAGAGAGGCUAUUGUAGGCUAUCUUUCUGGCAUUGGCUACCUCUUGGCUUUCAUGUCUGGGAACGUUGUCACGGUAUUGAGCUUUGCCCCAAGCCUCUGCUUGGAACCAAGCCACCUCACAUCGACGCAUUUCAAACAGAACGGCACCAUCAGUUCUUCGGUCGCAUGA
Molecule: messenger RNA, 3672 nt
Organism: Cladocopium goreaui
Lineage: Eukaryota; Dinophyceae; Suessiales; Symbiodiniaceae
Source: the annotation of a GenBank genome assembly